AUGAUCUCCAAUCCUUCGGCGAAUCUGCCCGAUAUCUGCUGGACGCUGCAGACCAGACACAGCUUGGCUGCAUUCGUUCAGACAAAUCAAAGCCUCCAGCCAGAGCAAAUUGGGUUCCAGCCGCAACUGAUUGAUGGUAAUGAGUCACCUGGCGUCCUCGGCGUGUUCACUGGUCAAGGAGCCCAAUGGCCAACUAUGGGCAUGGAACUCUUCUCUCGCGUGGCACUUUUCCGUCAAUCCAUAAAGCAGUGUGAAGUCGUGCUCAACGCGCUUCUGGAUUGCCCCUCCUGGUCUCUAUGUGAAGAACUCGAAGCAGGCAACGCUUCUUCCCGCCUUUCAGAGGCGACUGUAAGCCAGCCCCUAUAUACUGCAGUACAGAUUGCUUUGGUGGAUGUGCUGAAAGCAGCCGGCUUGAAAUUCCACGCCGUCGUCGGCGAUUCAUCUGGAGAGAUAGCUGCAGUCUAUGCUGCUGACAUGUUGAGCCUCACCGGCGCUAUGCAGAUUGCUUACUAUCGAGGUCUCCAUGCUCAUUUGGCCAAAGGCGAUGACGGCCAGCCCGGAGGAAUGCUUGCUACCGGCCUCUCUUACGACGAAGCUUUGCAGUCCUGCAAUCGACCUGAUUUUCGAGGAAGAGUUUCUGCGAAGAAGGAACUCGAAGCUCGAGACGUGUUUGCUCGCCCAUUACGUGUUGACACUGCCUAUCACUCGCAUCACAUGAAGAAAUGCGGUGACACUUAUCUUCAGUCGUUGCUUGCUUGUGACAUUGCCGUCAGUGCUCCGAUUCAGGAUUGUGUCUGGAGCUCAAGUGUACGUGGUGAUACCGAUAUCCUGGAAGGCGAUCUGUCCCCGUUGAAGGGAGACUACUGGGUCAAGAACAUGGAGCAAACGGUUCUGCUUUCUCGGGCUCUUGAAUCGGCUAUCACCAAUAGAGGACCGUUCGAUAUGGUUGUUGAGGUUGGCCCUCAUCCUGCGCUCAAGAGUCCUAGCGAGGAUACCUUGAAGGGAGUCUUCAGUUCUGCUCCCCACUACACUGGUAUUUUGAAACGUGGGCAAGAUGAUUUGGAUGCAAUCUCAUCUGCUCUUGGUCUCUAUUGGUCUACAAUGGGGUCGAAAUCAGUAGAUUUCGCCGGCUUUCGUCGUGCAUGCCUUGGCAGCUCGGAAAUCGGACAGCCUGAAAGAUAUCGACUUGGUCAGGACAGCCCUUGCGGGCUCCUUGGUCGCCGUAUGCUGGACGAUGAUGCACACGGGCUGCGAUGGAGAAACAUCUUGACUCUCGACGAAAAUACAUGGCUCGCUGGUCACGAGAUCCUUGGCGAAGUGCUCAUGCCUUGUGCAGGCUACAUUUCGAUCGCACUUAAAGCCGGUAGGCAGCUUACAGCAGGGCGCCCGAUCUCUCUGCUCGAGGCACGAGAUGUAGAGGUCCGCCCCCCAGUCGCUGUGCCUAAGCAUCCCGACUCGGUCGAAACUAUGUGCAUCGCUCGUGUGCAACCUUCGCAGGACCGUAACAUCAUCGAGGCCGAAUUCGAUUUCUGUUAUUGGCCCAGCUCUGGCACAGCAACAGUGCGGGCUUGCAGUGGCCGCAUUGUGGUUUACCUUGGCGAUGGCAAGGAGGAAUCUUUGCCACCUCGACGUGCCUCGACAACAAAUCUCUUAAAUAUAUCGGUAGCCGAUGCUUAUGACGUCUUCAAGUCGAUCGGCCUCAAUUAUCAGGACAUUUUCAGAGACAUUAGUAGUAUCGAUCGCGGGUCUAAUCAUGCCGUUAUCCAGGUCGUCUGGGAUAUGUCCAACCUCGAUCAAGUGUACCUCAUCCAUCCUGCCAUUUUGGACGUUGUGUUCCAAUCAAUAUUCCUGGCCAAGUCGUAUCCGGCCAAAUCGCUGAUGCAUUCAGCUUUCCUACCGGUCAGAAUCGCGCGGGUCACUGUUAAUCCAUGGGUACCUGUCACGAACACGACUGGAUCGAUAGAGAUCGGCACGGAGUCGUUUGUCACACACAGCGAUUAUCGCUCCAUUGAGGGAGACAUGCACGAGUACAAUCGCGCAAACAAACCAUUCUUGGAGGUAGAGGGCCUCUCUCUGAAGAUGAGCCUUUCACAGUCCGUUUCUCAAGUGGCUUUGGUUCAGCUGGGUCUUUGUCCACCUGGGAUCUGCCCAGCGUUGAGGCGUCAGCCAAGUAUACCAAAAAAUCAUAGAUCAACUUUGAAGAUGAAUAUCUCGUUGAAUAACGACGGUACGAUGCCUCGUGAGCCUUGGGCACGUAUUCCAAGCAAUAUCAUGGAGCCUUGGCUUCGAGAGAAAAGACGGAGCUGA
Messenger RNA from Penicillium hordei, 2307 nucleotides. Its product is annotated as PKS-NRPS protein. Gene Ontology annotation, biological process: fatty acid biosynthetic process; secondary metabolite biosynthetic process. Bases 1 to 2307 code for a protein of 768 amino acids. Gene Ontology annotation, molecular function: fatty acid synthase activity. The transcript is spliced from 3 exons. The record is from RefSeq and is a predicted model, not a curated record. Lineage: Eukaryota; Fungi; Ascomycota; Eurotiomycetes; Eurotiales; Aspergillaceae.